GAAGAGUUGUGGACAAGUAAGAUUUCUAAAUCUGAUGACUCUGACAUGGCACCGACUAAGUGUAAGUGUAGCGUAAUCAAUUCAGCCUUCAGAAAAAUGCACUUCUUUGCAAAUCUGUCCCGGUAUACCCAGGUCUUUAUUUUCACGGUCCCCAAACUCUUCAAUUCUUCUUUUACUACUGGAUCUGGUUACUUCCUCCUUCCAGGAAAGCUAGACCCAUUAAACAUUCACUUGAUUAAAGAAAACCCAUGAAGGAAUCAGAGUUAAGCACUGAACCAAUCGGACAAAAUCUGAUAAAACUGAUAAGCAAUCUAUGCUUCUCAGUUUUUGUGUUUUCAGUGUUGAUAUUUACAGUUAUUGCUAUCACUUACCAACCCCCAGAUCCAUGGCUUGAAUCAGCUCCGGCCUUAACCAAGCUCUUCACUCAAACUGAGAAUGCCACUUUCAAAAACGACGAUUCUAUCCUUAAAACUGGUGAGGAUGUAGUUCUUGUGGCAGCUCCUGAAGUGCCCCCUGCUUUGGCAAUCAAUCCCAUCACGGAAACCGUGAUCGAGAAGUCCGAAGAGAAAAUCUUGAAUUUGAACCUGAAAUCAGAUUGUGAGGACCUCAAGUUUGUAAAUUGUUCAGAUCCACGCGUUUUAGUCACAGUGGAGAGAUUCAAUUUGAAAACUUUCAAAUUUAUUGUGUUUCUGGAGUAUCAAACUCCGGUCAGUGGGUCAAAACUGGAUGAGUGUGAUGUGGCUUGGAGGUUUAGGAACAAGAAAGAGAAGUCGUGGAGGAAGUACAGAGAUUUUAGAAGGUUCAAGUUCGGGAUCGGAGAGAAUUGUACCUAUAACGUGGUACAUGCUGGUGGCUGGCAUUCAGGAAUUAAUGCUCGGAGGCCUAGGAAUAGACCUAACACCACAAGUAGUAGUGGGAAUCUAAGGCUCGCACCACCGGUAGGCGAUGAAGAGAUAAAUGAUACUAUUCCAACUUUGGGAUCGGAAAUGAACUUUAGAAAAGGGAAGUAUUUGUAUUAUGCACGGGGAGGGGACUACUGCAAGGGAAUGAAUCAUUACUUGUGGAGUUUCUUGUGUGGUUUGGGGGAGGCUAUGUAUUUGAAUAGGACAUUUGUGAUGGACUUGAGCGUAUGUUUAUCGGCAACUUAUAAUCCAAGCAAUAGGGAUGAGGAGGGAAAAGAUUUCCGGUUUUAUUUUGAUUUUGAGCAUCUUAAGGAGGUAGCAUCUGUUGUGGAGGAGAGUGAGUUCUUGAGAGGUUGGAAGAAAUGGAAUAGGGGCCGUAAAAGAAAAGUGCCAGUCAAGAAGGUUACAACCUAUAAAGUCACACCUAUGCAACUUAAGAAGGAUAAGAGCACGAUAAUUUGGAGGCAGUUUGAUGCACCAGAGCCGGAAAACUAUUGGUACAGGGUAUGUGAGGGGCAAGCAGCUAAGUACAUUCAGAGGCCAUGGCAUGCUUUAUGGAAAUCAAAGAGAUUGAUGAAUAUAGUGACUGAGAUCAGUGGACAAAUGGACUGGGAUUUUGAUGCUGUUCAUGUGGUUCGAGGGGAAAAGGCACAAAAUAUAGAACUCUGGCCGCACUUGGAUGCCGAUACCUCUCCUGAUGCUCUUCUCACAAAGCUCAAAGUAUUGAUUCAGCCUUGGAGGAAUCUUUACAUAGCAACAAACGAGCCAUUCUAUAAUUACUUUGAUAAAUUAAGGUCUCAAUAUAAGGUCCGUCUGCUUGAUGACUACAAGGAAUUAUGGAGUAACAAGAGCGAGUGGUACAAUGAGACAACAUUGCUGAAUGAUGGGAAACCAGUUGAGUUUGAUGGAUACAUGAGAGUUGCUGUGGACACUGAGGUACUUUACCGGGCGAAGACGCGUGUAGAAACCUUUUACAAUUUAACUAAAGAUUGCAAGGAUGGAAUCAAUACAUGCUGACGAGGUUGUGACCUACCCCUCUGUCUUUUCUUCCUUUUUAUGUCUUUACACUUUCUUGAUUCUGGUACAAAAUAUAAUUGUGGAGACUAAUUCAGGCUUGAUGUGUUUCCUUGAUUUUCAUUAUUAUCAUUAUUAGUAUAGUCGUUCAUUACAA
Messenger RNA from Gossypium arboreum, 2073 nucleotides. RefSeq lists its product as uncharacterized. Gene Ontology annotation, cellular component: Golgi apparatus. The transcript has 2 exons. The record is from RefSeq and is a predicted model, not a curated record. NCBI's taxonomy places the organism in Eukaryota, Viridiplantae, Streptophyta, Magnoliopsida, Malvales, Malvaceae. Bases 249 to 1919 code for a protein of 556 amino acids.